AUGACAUCUUUCCGCCCAUUCACAUCCUUCGACCUCCUCAAAUACAACCUCGUCAACACCGACGUGUUAACAGAAACCUACGGCUUAUCUUUUUACCUCUCUUAUUUAGCAAACUGGCCGGAAUAUUUCGUCUGCGCGGAGACUUUGAAUCGUGAAAUCAGCGGGUACGUCAUGGGAAAAUCCGAAGGAAAAUCAAAUCUCUUCCACGGACACGUCACCGCGAUUACUGUCGCCCCUUCGUACAGGAGACAAAAAUUGGCGAAUAAAUUGAUGGAAACUUUAGAAGUAGUCACCGAAACGUUCCACUCGGAGGCGUAUUUUAUAGAUUUGUUCGUGAGAGAGAGCAACGAAAAUGCGAUUCAAAUGUACCGGAAAAUGGGCUACGCGGCGUAUCGAAGAGUCCUCGGAUAUUACGCCGGACCAUCGACGUCAUCGAAUACUGACGAUAUAAACGACGAAACGAAGAACAAAGGGAAUAAAAAAGGACCAAUUUUAGGGGAGGACGCGUUAGACAUGCGGAAAAGUACGAAACGAGAUGUGCAAAAAGUGAGCGUCGUUCCCGCUCGGAGGUUCGAGCAACAUCCGUGGGAGAUCGAAUGGCACUGA
Bathycoccus prasinos is the source of this 606-nucleotide messenger RNA. RefSeq names its product N-acetyltransferase 5. Lineage: Eukaryota; Viridiplantae; Chlorophyta; Mamiellophyceae; Mamiellales; Bathycoccaceae. The coding region runs from base 1 to 606 and encodes 201 amino acids. Gene Ontology annotation, cellular component: NatB complex. Gene Ontology annotation, molecular function: protein-N-terminal amino-acid acetyltransferase activity. Gene Ontology annotation, biological process: N-terminal peptidyl-methionine acetylation. The transcript has a single exon. The record is from RefSeq and is a predicted model, not a curated record.